Austrofundulus limnaeus is the source of this 4730-nucleotide messenger RNA. RefSeq lists its product as uncharacterized. The transcript is spliced from 3 exons. The record is from RefSeq and is a predicted model, not a curated record. NCBI's taxonomy places the organism in Eukaryota, Metazoa, Chordata, Actinopteri, Cyprinodontiformes, Rivulidae. The coding region runs from base 322 to 2751 and encodes 809 amino acids.
ACUUUGUGUCUCAGCGCCUGAUAAAUGUCUGCAGCAAGUUGUCCCUUCCACCAUUGGUCCUCCAGCUCCAUUUAACACACCUGCAGCCGCAGCGGAGACAGGUAAACUCCUGUUUAAAGCCGACACAGGACGGCUCAGRUCUUCUGUCAGCAGGUUUCAGGCUGGAUCGGUUUUAUUUGAAUCAUUAUUUAAUUUAAAAAAAGGAAACUGACUCACCAAAUGAGUGCAUGAAACGAGCGCUGCUGACAAGCGGGACUCAGAUUUUAAAUCAGCUCCACCGAAGCUCAUCAAACCUCACAGAAAACAGAAUUGCAAAACCUCAUGGAUUUGGUGGAUAUUUGUGCAGCCACCUCCACGGGAGAUCACAAACCCUGUGUGAAGAAGAGGAAGAGGAGCGGGCACACACGUCUCCAGCUCAGGAAGGCUGCCGUUCGGCCCCCAGCCAUGCAAGGCCGAGAUAAGCCCGGACCAAAGCAGAUAGCGGAGGAGGAGACCGCCGCGUGGCUUCCGCCRAAGAAAGCCCCACAGGAAGUCGACGGCACGCUCAGGUUCCCGUGUCCUCGGUGUGAGGACGCCUCGGCGUUCGCUCCGAAAGACUUGUCGGGACAUUUUGUGGACAAACGCGGAGGGAGCCCGCCGGUUUUCUCCUGCCCCGUGUGCACCUUCAGCACCGACGAGCUCUCCCUCCUUCAGGUUCAUCUCUUAAGCCACAAGGACACUUUCUCCAGCUGCUGCUUGUGCAACGAUAACGUGCCGCGCACCUGGCCCGAGUUCCGCUCCCACCUGACGGCGUUCCACUGCUCAGGCGGCAGAUACUCAUGCGAGACGUGCAGGAGUUUCUCCUCGGGYGACUUCAGAGCGUUCCUGGAACACAUUCACAAACAUAAUUUAACCCUGGAGGGUGCCGGGGACAAACGGGACGGCAAAACUCCGGCCCGUCGGCUCCGCGGCUCCGAGGAGCCGGAGAAACRGUCCGUCGCUAAGCUCGUCAAAGCCGACCACGUUGGCCAGAGGGGGGUCCGCUCCGUCCCCGGAGGUAAGACCAGRACGACCAGGAGUUCGGUGAGGGAGACCUGCUGGCUGCCGCAGGACUGCCUGUCUCUGCCGGGGAGACAGUUCCUGGAUAAAUACUGCUACCUGUCCGACCCACAGGCCACGCUGCAGGAGACCCAGCACUUCCUGAUGGAGACCGUAGCCGCCGAAACCGACGACCAGAAGUGGACCGAGGCUCUGAAAACGGUCCUGUCGAGCGUUCCCCCGGACAUGAGUCUCUACCAAACGGAGGAGGGCGUCGACGCGUCGGACCUGGCCGUCCUCACGGUCAAGAACAAGAUCACCGUAGCUCAGAACUACGCCAAGAGGUUGAAAAUGUCCGCGGAUAAGAAGGCGGUUUGUCCCGAAGGCMACGCCGGCGAUGGGAACGAGAGCGAGCGGAAAGAUCCAACCCGACGUCGGCAGAACAAACUCAACGACCUCKCACCGUCUGAGCCGUCUCCGUGUGCGGCAGCGCGGGAGAACAGGGAGAACCGGGAGCUGAWGAUGAACUCUGAAGGGAACGCCGACAGAAUCCAUGCUUCAGGAGAUCUAAAAGACGAGGGGCUGGAGAGGACGCUCGACGUCCCGUCCAUGAGCAAGACGCAAAAGAGACGACGGAGAAGAAAGUCCAGGUUCAAAAAGAACAAGAAGAAGACCUUCAACAUGGUCCUGAAGAACCCAGAGGAGAAGCAGUGGCUCUCACAAACGCCUGCGUCUCCUGAAGGACCGUCUGAUCCUCGGACGACUCCAGAGACGGUCGAGACGAACCCCCAGGACCCCCCUGAAACCAGGACUUUGAUUCAUCAGUCAGAACCUGGAGCUGGAUCACCCUGCUGCUCUGUAGAAACAUCCGGACCUGAAGAUCCAACCAGAACCAAAGCUGCGACAAUCGAAGGAUCUACCUCCCCUCCUCAGGGGGCGCCGGACGACUCGAAGCAGUCCGGUCUUUGCUCACAGGCAGGAGCAGACGAGCACAGAUCAGCCGAUGGAAGAGUCCGGUCCAACCAGAGGGCUGCUCCUGAAGACGUGAAACUCCAGAACUCCACAGAUGGUCCCGCCUGUCGAACUGCGGAGGAAGAACCGAGCCCAGCUGCUGCUGCUGCAGCUGCUGGACCUCAGGGGAGGCCUCGUUGGGAGGAGUCCUGCGUUGCAGCGGCCACAGGUCUAGAAGGCCAGGUGGAAGUUCCUUCAGGUUCCUGCCCAGAUCUCCUCAGCAGGAUCCAGGUACCCUCAGGUAAACCUACAGAGAACGAGUCCCCACCUGGACCCSGGCUCYGGUGGCAGCCGGUCCCCAAACAGCAGGUGAGAACCCUGAAGCUAGUGGCCAUAAGCUCCUCCCAGCGGGUGAAGCGUCCRGCGGGAGACCAGCCCGUCGUGGUGCUGAACCAUCCGGACGCCGACUCCCCCAACGUGGCCCGGAUCAUGGAGGUGGUCAGCAGGCACAGGGAGGUCCAGAAGGUGGUUCUGUCCCGCCGGACUCUGAGCGAGCUGUYGGGUUUGAGCGACGAGGCCCCCGCGCCGCUCGGCUCCGUGCAGGAGAGGUUCACCCUGAAGCUGAAGUUUCGCCGACUGAGCCGCAGGAAGUACGAGAUCGUGGAUUCGGAGUCCGAGUUCCCCUGCUGGUUCUGUGGCCGGAUCUUUACGAGCCAGAACGCCAUGAUGGUCCACCGGAGGCGCCAUCUGAUGGAGUGGAAGAAGCCAAACUGUGAAAACUGAACGUCAAACACACUGGAUGAGAAAAACAAGAAGAGAAACUUUUUAAAAAAAAGUCUUAAAUGUGAUUUUUUUAUUUUAUUUUUGUUAAUCAAGUCGACUUCUGGAGGGUUGAGAUUCUCAGGGUAACAAAACAUUUUCCCUUUUCUUUCUCUUCCAGUCUUCAUUUAAAGAGUUUAGUUGAGUAUUUGUUAGGUUGUAAACAUUUGGGUGUUGAUUUAUUUCAGUUUUUAUUGUUUGUAUAUAUUUUUGGCUCUAUUUAAGGUCAUUUAGGUACACUGACGUAUGGAAUCUUUUAUAAAACACUGUAAUUUGUUCCUUUUUGUUUUCCGUACGGGUCGGCCAUGCUGUCRUAUUUAUAUUUUAGUUACUCAGAAAAACCAAAAGUGUGUUUAAAAACACCAAAAAUCAGCUGUUUAUCAGCAUUUAUUUAUGAUGCCUUCAGCUUUAGAGUUUUAUGUUUCCAUCAUGUCUUUACAAGAAUCCAUGUAUUUCCUCUGUUGUCUGAACUCCACAUUAUGUUGAAGCUGUAUUAUUUACUGUGAGAGCUUUAUUAUUUACAUGCAUUAUUAAGUGGGAGUUAAUAUCCCUGAGAAGAGAUUUUUUUAAUAGUAAAACUGCUUUUUAUAUAGAAAUUGAUUUAAAAAGAUUGAGAAAAUCAGCUUUUUUUUUAAGUUUGAGGUCGAGAAGAUUUGAUCUCCUCUGAUUGGAGUUAAUUUCUGUUGACGUGUAAAGAUGUUAAUCCUAAAAUUGCACUAAAAAAAGAAGUUUUAUUUGUAGUUACCUCACCUUACCAGGCCUUAGCCUGGGGUUCGCAACCUUUACAAUCAAAAACAGAUUUUUCUGUUUCUUUAAUUUACGCAGAGCCACAGAAGUUAGUUUGAUAACCCAACUCAGGAAGUGAAAUAUAGAWACAGCCUCUGUUCAGAAUGAGUUGAGAUGUUGCUUUAAACCUGAAUAAAAACAGAAUGCAAUGAUUUGUAAAUCUCAUAAACACAUAUUUAAUUCCUAGUGUAUCAUAAUAAUCAUGUCAAAUGUUGAAACUCAUAAAUCAUUUUUAGGAAAAAUCUGUUAAUUUUGAAUUUCAUGGUAGCAACAAGUCUGUUUAAAGUUGUUCCCUCUGUGAACAGACCACACCUUUUGAUAAUUAACCUAAUUAGCUGUAAAAUUAUUCUCCAGCUGUUUCUUUUUUACCACUUUUUGUUUCCAUUGGGACGACUUAAAGAUGUUGCAGCCAAAACGUUUGAAAUUACCUUUUUUUUCCUCUUCAAAGUCAUAUAUUGAUAUAUUAAUUUUUACUAGAUAUAUUUACUUUUUUCUGUUGUGAUUAAAAUAUGUGUUUAUGAGAUUUGCUAAUAAUUGCAUUGUUUUUAUUAUCUUUACAACAUCACAGCUUUUUUCAGAAUUGCGGGUGACCAAAAUAUAAAACAAACUAUCGUUAUGAAAUUAAAGAUCUGUAAAAAUACCAAUUAUGUUCAAAGGAAAAGAGUAAGCGUUUAUGAAAAAGGGAAAUAAAUCAUUUUGUUCAUUCUUCCUUUGAUAAAAUGAGAUGAGGCACAGAUUGCAGACCCCUGCCUUAGCCGAUGACAAUCUCAAACCAGUGGUCUGUGUCUCAGUAUUUACAGAAAACUGUGGCUCCUGUGCAGACUCAUGCUUCAGGAGCAUCACUAAUAUAUAUUUUUGUUUCAAAUAAAAGAUUUAUAAUUGUACAUAGUAGUGUUAGAGGAUUUGUAAAGUUUAACCUGAGAAUUUUCACUAAGUGCCUGAUAUAAAUAAAUAUGCAACGGGUAUGACAGCAUUAAUUACAGAACUGAGAAUAAAGGAAAUGUUUUGUUGUGACUGAAAGUUUGAGUCAAAAAAAACUUUAUUAAAACAAAGAAUACAAACAAGAAUCUUCAGAGUUCUCCCAGCACUGUCUCAUUCCUCACGUUAACUUUAAUUUACUGACUGAAAAAUCUGAAUAAAACAUGAGCUGGAAAAAG